Molecule: messenger RNA, 3822 nt
Organism: Galendromus occidentalis (western predatory mite)
Lineage: Eukaryota; Metazoa; Arthropoda; Arachnida; Mesostigmata; Phytoseiidae
Product: rho GTPase-activating protein 4
Exons: 22
Coding region: 1-3822 (1273 amino acids)
Biological process (GO): signal transduction
Molecular function (GO): protein binding
Source: RefSeq, a predicted model, not a curated record
AUGACUCACAUGGAAAAAGAUAUCCGCCAACAACUGCUCGAUCAGCUGAGAUGUCUGGACUACCGAAUGGACAUGCAGACCUCGAUAGUCGUCGAAAUCCAAGACUAUUUCCGAAAACGCGCAGAGCUGGAGUCGGAGUAUUCGAGACAAUUGGACAAACUUGCGAAGCAACUCACCUUGCGACACAAAAACGAGAAGCCAAGGCGCGAGCAGUGGCAUCUCUUCUCAUCGUUCCAAUGCUGGCAACAACUUAUAAACACUACUCGAAAACAGAGCAGCGACCACGCAAAGGUUGCCGAGGUGUACCAGUCGCACAUGAUAAGCCGACUGCAACACGUUGCCGAAGAUCUCGCGCGGAUCCAUCGGAAAUGUCGGACAAUCGGAACGGAUCAACAUGAGGAACUCCUCAAAAUUCUGCACGAACUCCAUACGACCAUGAAAACCUACCACACAUAUCGAAGCAUGGAGCAACAAGCGGCAACGAAACUCGCAGUAGUUGAAUCGAAUCGGGUGAAACUUGAACAGGGUCUUCCCAAAGACAAGGUUGACAAGUCUCGGAGAUAUCGACUCAUCUGCAAAGAAUGGCAAAAACGUUCAGACAAGCACGACGAAGCACGCAUCAAGGCGCUCAAAGCGCGCAACGAGUACGUGCUCUGCAUGGAAGCCGCGAACGCGGCCGUCCAGAAGUACUUCGUAGAUGACCUUUCCGAGGUGAUCGAUGCCAUGGAUUUCGGUUUUCACACGUGCUUCUCGCGCACGAUGCUCAUGUACAACUCUACGUUAGACUGUUUGCAGCGAUCUCUCGUAGGCAACCAAGAAGGAAUGAAGAAAUGUCUCGAAAGCCUGGACUCGCGAGCGGACAAACAAAAGUUUCUCGAAUACAACAAUGCAGCGUUCAUGGCGCCAAAAAAAUUCACAUUCCAGGCCCACAAAGGUGAUCUGAGUGUGAUCUCCACAAACGCGAACAAUGCAGGAAAUGUACAGGUGCAGGUAGACGACGCCAUUCAUGAAGAAAUGGAGCAGCGUUUUCGACAGCUGCAAAAACGUCUCACGGAUCUUAAAAUUGAAAACGAGGAGGUUUGGAAAACGCUAGAGACGGCGGAAAAGACUUUGAUGGAGAUGAUUGAGUCGCGGGACUACGAUGUUUCGCCGCAUUUCGACUCGGAUUCCGACCAGCCGGCGGUGAAUAUCUUGAAUUCUUCGGUGCCCUCGUGCGCAGCGCCGUAUUCAAUGGAUCUGAAACCCACGUCUCCACUCAAUGGAAAUCUGAUACCCCGACCGCCCGAAACAGUAUCAAUCAAACUCCGCGCCGACAAGCAAGAGACCGAAGAUUUCUAUUUGGAAAAGUUCCGGGAGUUCUCUAUGCAAAACUCUGUCAUUUCACGACUUCAAGCUCGAGCGGAUUCGCUGAGCAGCGCCUUAUCAAAAACUGUCACCGGUCUCGAACGAGCCAAGAGUAACGCCGCCUCAUUCGGACCGAAAAGACCGCGCCGGAAACGCAUCGGACGUCAGCCCAUCACCGGCCAGCCGAGGUUAUUCGGCGGCAGCUUGGAGGAAUACGUCGAUGCGACCGGCCAUGAAAUCCCUCUCGUGAUCCGAAGUUGCGUACGAGUGAUCAAUCUAUUCGGUCUGCAUCAUCAAGGAGUUUUCCGAGUAUCCGGGUCACAAGUGGAGAUAAACAAUUUCCGCGAGUCUUUCGAACGCGGUGAAGAUCCUCUGGCUGACGUGUCGGAUGCCUCCGACAUCAAUUCCAUCGCCGGCGUGCUCAAACUCUACCUCAGAGAGCUGCGGGAACCCCUAUUUCCCAUUUUCUACUUCGACCAGCUCAUGGAAAUCAGCCAACUAAGCUCAAAGAAAGAGUUCAUUGCGAAAGUGAAGGAUGUCGUUCGCAACUUACCGAGACCGGUUUUCGUAGUUCUGCGAUACGUAUUUGCAUUUUUAAAUCAUCUAUCGGAAUUUAGUGACGAGAACAUGAUGGAUCCGUGGAACUUGGCCAUCUGUUUCGGACCUUCUUUGCUACCGAUACCCGAAGACAAGAAUCCAGUUCAGUUCCAACCUCUCGUUAAUGAGCUCAUCAAAGGAUUAAUCGUAUAUCAGGAAGAGAUCUUCCCUGAUUCGGACGGCGGCACUCUAUACGAGAAAUACAUAAGUUCCGAUCAACCACCGUUCGAUCUGGAGUUGGACGUGCCGCCAUCAGAUGACUCGCAGAAUAUCUCAACUCUCCUCACCGAUGAAGACGAGGCAGAAGUCGAUGGACCCGCCGAUGAUCUAGUCAACGAGCCCGGGAUCUCAAUUCAGCUUUUUGGAAAAGAGGAAAGCAUGGACGCUGUGGCUCUCUACGAUUUCGUGCCACGAACACCGAGGGAACUCGCGUUCCGGCGUGGCGAUGCCCUCCAUAUACAUUGUCAAGUUUCCUCCGAAUGGUGGAGAGGUUCAUGCAGAGGCCAGGAAGGUCUCAUUCCCGACAAUUUCAUCAUGCUCAACUUGAGAGAAUGGGAACGCGACAAGCUCUCUCAGGAGCGGCGAAUGUCUUCUACCUCGUCGGAGAGUUUGAGUUCAUCGGGGGUGUCCCCACAACGGCAGGCGUCGGAGUCGCUUCAUCCUUCGCCGAACCGGAGUCAUUCCCCGCCACCAUUGUCGUUAACGGAUCCACGGGGUCGCCGAAGGUCCCUAAGCCCAACCUCACUCGGCGGACUCAAACUGCAUCAGUACCAUACACAGAUGGCGUCCCUAAAGUGGAAGUUGCGGCCAUCGACGAGUGUGAACGAUGCUCUAGAAACGACGUCGUCAUCGUCUCUCGAAGACGUUUCCGCGUUGACAGGCGCUGUAUCUAAGCUUCGCAGACAGAGUCCUCUGUACGCGCGGCACUCUCCGAUGUUCCAACGGCGACCCGAUGAAAUCGAUUCGAAUUCAACCUCUGAUCUCGCCAAAGAUCUUUCAGAGGCUUUGCACUCCAUCAGCACUCUCUCUAUCGAGCACAGCGACUACGCCGAGAGACCUCCAUCGCCUCCUCACUCGGCUGGAUUGGCGGCCCCACCUAUAGUUUCGCUUUUAGCGAGUUCGCCCCUAAGUGGCCCCCCGUCAUUGCCGAGUCUUGUGGGGUCCCUUGGAUCACCAGGCGUGGCGAUAAAGAGAGAUGCCCCUGAUUUAGUCCAGGAUCUUCCUCCAACAACUUCAGGCACGUCGAGCGGAGGUGAAGAAUCCGACGCUUCUUCGACCUCGCCUCAGCUGCUGCCUCAACGGUCCAUCUCCCCGCUGCUGUCCAAAAGAAACUCGCUUCUGUCCACAGAACCUCCUACAUCGUCACUUCAUCUUACGACCGCUGAGCGGUUCGCGCUCACCAACCAGUGCACCAUGCGGAAGGGCUCUCCCAGACCGAGUCCUCGCAGCGAGCACGGAGUUGUUACCGUGAGCUCAUCAACCUCAUCAUCGCCGGGAGUGCCAAUGCCUCCCCCGAUUUUCUCCUCCGCUUCAAGCAAGCAAUCUCGUCGCAGUUCCUGCGGAACGUUGUCGCCUCUCUCAGCCACAAUUCCAGCAUCGGUGCAGAAACUCAAAAGGAUGUUCACCGAGCCCGAGAAGCAGCCUGCACAGCUGAGCCCCAAGCCGCCGAUUAAAGCAAAGCCAUCGGCCUUACUGAACCGGCGGUCACAUCCACUCUCACCACGCGCAACUCCCCCCGACAGCCCUGGCGUCUCGUCCGUCGAAUCUUCUAAUGCUGCUGUUAACACUGCUUUAUCGUCAGCUUCAACAUCCCCAUCAUCAUCAUCACCGUCUUCCGCUCAAGCCUCUCAAUUGCGGGAAUACAAACAGACUUAUUGUUGA